Messenger RNA from Ornithodoros turicata, 927 nucleotides. It is a transcript of the gene Gar1, whose product is annotated as H/ACA ribonucleoprotein complex subunit 1-like. NCBI's taxonomy places the organism in Eukaryota, Metazoa, Arthropoda, Arachnida, Ixodida, Argasidae. The transcript has 6 exons. Gene Ontology annotation, molecular function: box H/ACA snoRNA binding. The coding region runs from base 116 to 844 and encodes 242 amino acids. Gene Ontology annotation, biological process: snoRNA guided rRNA pseudouridine synthesis; ribosome biogenesis. Gene Ontology annotation, cellular component: box H/ACA snoRNP complex. The record is from RefSeq and is a predicted model, not a curated record.
AUUCCUGUCUGGCAACUAAGGGCGCUGUGAGUUGGGCCGGCACGUGUCCGUGUGUUUAAAGUUUGAGAGGAUUUACGUAACUUAUAGUUUAAGAAACAGAUUAACAGAAAGAACCAUGAGCAGAGGGGGCUUCGGCGGAGGUGGAAACUAUGGUGGGGGUGGAGGCUUCAGAGGCCGAGGGUAUGGUGGUGGUGGUGACCGAGGGGGCCGAGGCGGCGGUUGGGGAAGGGGAGGUGGUGAUGGAGGCUACGGAGGUAGAGGUAGUAAUGGAGGCUAUGGAGGUAGAGGUGGUGGUGGCGGCUACGGGGGAGGAAGAGGAGGAGGAGGUUUCCGAGGUGGCAGAGGACGAGGGGGAUACGGUGGGUACGACCAGGGUCCACCGGAGGAAGUAGUUGAAUUUGCCUUCUUCAGCCACCCAUGUCAAGAUGACCUGGUUUGCAAAGUGACGGAAGAAAGGGUUCCGUUCUUCAACGCCCCACUCUAUUUGCAAAACAAGCAGCAGAUUGGGAAAGUGGACGAGAUUUUUGGUCCUAUUAAGGACUAUUUUGUGUCCGUAAAGCUUCAGGAUGAAGUCAAAGUUCACUCGUUCAGUGAGAAACAAAAGUUUUACAUUGACCCAAACAAGCUAAUGCCCUUGCAGAGGUUUCUGCCCGGUAACCAAAACAGAGCUGGCAGACGAGGUGGCGGUGGCAGAGGCCGCGGUGGUGGCGGAAGAGGCAGAGGAUUUGGAGGCCGCGGAGGCGGAUUUGGUGGCAGAGGUGGUGGAUUUGGAGGCAGAGGAGGGUUCAGGGGACGGGGAGGUGGCGGCGGCGGAUUUCGAGGACGAGGACGAUCAUUCCGUUAAACUUCACAACAUAAAUGCUGCCUCACGACCCAUGUACAAAGUUUCUCAUCUGUUUCAGUGGAGUAAAGCAUCUUUUAUAUUUA